UUCUUCCAUUCUGAUUGUCUUCUCACUUGAUUGUAUUGUUUGCAGCACAAAAGUUUUAAAUUUUGAUGUAGUCUAAUUUACCUGUUUUUGUAGUAUUUUAUGGAAUUGAGUUGAUUUGUUUUCAAGUCCUAUUAGGAUCCAUUGAGAUCUCAUUCCUAGACAAAGAAAAGAAGGUUUUAUUUUUGUGUGUGUACAGUUGAGUUAUAGGUUUCUUAGGAUGUGCUUAGGUGUAUUUGCCCAGAGUUUUUGCCAUAAAGAAUUCUUCCUAACAGACAAAGUGCCUUGAGGUUUUGAGCAGAAUAACUUUGGGGGAGCAUUUCCUUGCUGCUCCAUGAUUGAACCGAUGGUUAUAACCAGGAUGAUUUUUUUUCUCCCAGGAGAACAUUUGGCAAUGUCUGGAGACAUUUUUGGUUGUCACAACUAGGCAGGGCUUGCUACUAGCAUCUAGUGGUAGAGGCCAGGGAUGCUUUUAAACAAACCACAAUGCACAGGACAGGCUCCAGGAACAAAGAAUUAUCUGGCUCAAAAUAUCAGUAGUGCCAAAGUUGAGAAACUCUGGCCUAAACAGGAAGAUCCUAAGACUUGAGAUAUUGAAAAGUUUUUCAGUUCACAUCUGGAUAAUUAAAUAAAGUUUGCUAAUCAAAUCAAAGGAGGAUGGACUCUCUGUGGACAGAAUGGUGACAGAACUUGUAAGUUAAAUCAGGGAACAAUUUGCUGAAUUUUCAGUGCUGCCAAUUUAUAUGUAAAUUACAUUUGUGAUCAUGGAAACUAUUUGGAGGAGAAAUAGCAGUCGAGCAAGAGUAGAUUAUUCCUUAGACCUCCAGGACACCUGGAGACACGCACAUGUACGUAUCCUGGCAAAUGGACCGACUCGGUUGACUUAGGUACUGCUGAAAUGGUGGUCUCCUUGGAGAAUAUGGCGAUGAGUUUUUAAGGUAAAAUUUAAUAACACUGAUACUCUGGUGACUAACAGUCAUUGGUCUGCCCCUAGAAUUUGUGGAACUAGGUUUUCCUCCCAGCAAGGCUUUUCUUCAGCAGCGUGGCAUGCUUAAGUGUCUGGACUUAGGAUCCAGAUUGCCUGGAGUUGAAUCUCAGCUCCACCAUCUCCUUGUGUGACAUUAGACAGGUUACUUAACUCUUUUAUGAAUCAGUUUUUUCGUGAGUAAACUGAGGCUGUGGUAGAACGUCUUACAGGAUUGUUGUGGGAAUGAAGUGGAGUCGCACAUUAGAGCGCUGACGGCAGUGCCUGCCGUCCGGGGUCAUGUGAGUGCUGGCUGUUAAUAUUCUGUGUCUUCUGCCCCUUCCAGCUCUUUGCUAUGGACAGUGCUAUCACUCUGUGGCAGUUCCUCCUCCAGCUCCUCCAGAAGCCUCAGAACAAGCACAUGAUCUGCUGGACGUCUAAUGAUGGGGAGUUCAAGCUUCUGCAGGCGGAAGAGGUGGCUCGCCUCUGGGGCAUUCGAAAGAACAAGCCUAAUAUGAACUAUGACAAACUCAGCCGAGCCCUCAGAUACUACUACGUAAAGAAUAUCAUUAAAAAAGUGAAUGGUCAGAAGUUUGUGUACAAGUUUGUGUCUUACCCAGAGAUUUUGAAGAUGGACCCCAUGACAGUGGGCAGGACUGAGGGAGAGUGCGACAUGCUCAGCUUCAGUGAGGUCAGCAGCAGCUCCAAAGACAUGGAGAGUGGGGGAAAAGAGAAGCCGCCUCCCCCUGGAGCCAAGACCUCCAGCCGCAACGACUACAUACACUCUGGCUUAUAUUCUUCAUUUACUCUUAACUCUCUGAACUCCUCCCAUAAGAAGCUUUUCAAAUCUAUAAAGAUUGAGAAUCCAGCUGAGAAACUGGCCGAGAAAAAAUCCCCUCAGGAGCCAACGCCAUCUGUCAUCAAAUUUGUAACAACACCUUCCAAAAAGCCACCAGUUGAACCUGUUGCUGCCGCCGUUUCUUCUGGCCCGAGUAUCUCUCCAUCUUCUGAAGAAACCGUCCAAGCAUUGGAGACUUUGGCUUCCCCCAGACUGCCUUCCCUGGAGGCCCCCACCUCUGCCUCCAGUGCAACCACCGCUUUUCCCACCACGCCUCCUCUUUCCUCCAUGUCCCCGUCUUUGCAAGAUCCUCCAAGAACACCUUCCCCACCGCUGAGUUCUAACCCAGACAUUGACACAGACAUCGAUUCGGUGGCUUCUCAGCCAAUGGAACUUGCAGAGAACUUGUCACUGGAGCCUAAAGAUGAGGGUUCAUUUUUGCCAGAAAAGGACAAAACAAAUAGUUCAUCAAGAUCCAAGAAACCUAAAGGGUUAGAGCUGGCCCCAGCCCUUGUGAUCACAGGCAGUGACCCAAGCCCACUGGGAAUAUUAAGCCCCUCUCUGCCUACAGCUUCUCUCACACCAGCACUAUUUUCACAGACACCCAUCUUACUGACUCCGAGCCCCUUACUCUCCAGUAUCCACUUUUGGAGCACUCUCAGCCCUGUUGCUCCCCUGAGUCCAGCCAGACUGCAAGGUGCUAACACGCUUUUCCAGUUUCCUUCUGUACUGAACAGUCAUGGGCCGCUCACUCUUUCUGGCCUGGAUGGACCUUCCACCCCUGGCCCAUUUUCCCCAGAUCUACAGAAAACAUAACCUAUGCACUUGUGGAAGGAAAGAACGAAGGAAUAAAGAAGGAGAGACAUUCGAUGUGGCUACAUUUGAAGUGAGCAAAUGAUAGUUCCACAAUGCUGAUAAUAGACUAUUGCGAUUUUUGCCGUUCCUCAUUGAAAUGCCUUUUUAGGCUUUUCUUUGAAUAAGACUCAAGUUGGAUUGUGUAUAAAAAUGCCUUAAUUGGAGUCCUAACUCCACCUCCCUCUUUUUCUUUUUUUAAAAUGUUUUGAGCUUUGUGUUAAAGAAAUUUUGGUUUGUGUUAAAGAAAAUUCUGGCUAUGCUUUGCAGGAGCAAUUAAGAACAAAGUUACUCCUUCUGCCUUAUUGGAACCCUUUGAUCAAGAAAAAAAUCAUGCUUUGAGUAUAUUAUUUAAAGAAAUAUUAGUUAAGUGAAAUUGGCCAUAUCUUUAGGACUAAGUGUGCUCUGUUGAAUAACUAAAAGUGAGCUGUGCAUAAGCAGCGGAGGGAAAAGAAUCAUUCGUUUUCACACAAAGUAAGAUCGGAGCAGUGCUAUUGGGGAGAUUGUAUUCUGCUGUGAAUGUAACCUGUGUAAGCAACUCCACAAAAAGGCAUCUUAUUUACAUUUAUUCAGGAUGGGUCGCUGAGCCAUGUGUGUGAUCUUGUCUGGACCUGUCGACAGCAUGGUGCUAGUCUGUUUAAGCAUAGGAAGAUUUUAGACCUGGGGUGUAAGACUGUUUGGAACAGCCAGUGAGCAUAUGGGACCCGUGUCUAGCACAGAAAUGUUGCCUGCUCUCUGGGUAAUGUGAUUACACACCCCUGGGACACAGCAUGGUAAAUGGUGGCCUUUGGGAUGAUGAACCUGGGUUUUGAAGUUUUGAGGCAUCUCUGAAGUGAAAGACUCAGUCAUAUAACCUGGAACAGCAUGCGGGGCUCUUCCCAGGUAGAAGACACCCAGUAUGAGGACCCUCUCUCUUUUCUGUUUAUUUUACCGCAGUUUCUCCUGUAUAUUUAUUUUCUUUUAAAUUGAAGUUGUUAGAGGUUGUGAUAGCUUUUUGUUGUUGUUUUAUUUUGGUGAGAAAGAUUCACCC
Molecule: messenger RNA, 3681 nt
Organism: Equus quagga
Lineage: Eukaryota; Metazoa; Chordata; Mammalia; Perissodactyla; Equidae
Gene: ELK4
Product: ETS transcription factor ELK4
Exons: 4
Coding region: 1317-2615 (432 amino acids)
Biological process (GO): regulation of transcription by RNA polymerase II; cell differentiation
Cellular component (GO): nucleus
Molecular function (GO): DNA-binding transcription factor activity, RNA polymerase II-specific; sequence-specific DNA binding
Source: RefSeq, a predicted model, not a curated record